GAACGGAUACAGCUUCUUAUCGCUCAUCACGCGAGCGGCUUUCCUGGUGCCGCGCGUAGAAACAGGGCCAGUAGUCUCCACAUAUGGUAGAUGACGGAGGCGGUGAAAGUUUCCUCGUUUGAUUCACGUCUUCCUGCCCGGUCAAAUAAGAGAGUUUAGCCAAAAGUCAGAGAGUCAGUGUCCUCGCGGUCGUGUCCAGUCCCACUCACGGUUCUUCUUGCGGGGUACGUAGUUCAACAACUCAGCCAAAAGGGAAGUAGGUCGUCACGUUUCAAUCAUGAAAACUUGUUUAGCCAUCGUUGAGCCUUUGACCGAGACGCGACACCAGGAAUUUAUCGACUUCAUUUAUCGUGAGUUCUUCCCCCGUGAGCCUCUGGCCUUGGCUUCCGGUUUGGCGGGCAAAACCAACCCGAAAACAAUCGAAACUUUUGUCCAGUGGAUGGGCCAGGGCGUCUCCCUGGUCGCCAUCGACCCGGAAUCCGAUCGGAUUGUGGCCGGGGCUCUCAACUGCUUCGUGAACAAGGCCCAAGAUCUUUUCGACGUCGACUACAGUUGCAUGGAGGAGGAGGAUCGCUGCAUUUGGAAGUUUCUCGAUCAACUGGAAAUCGGCUACGACAUUUUCGAGCAGCUCAAAGUCGACCGCGGGAUGGAACUGGUUUUCCUCUGCGUCCAGGCCACCCACACCGGCCAGGGAUUGGCCCGUCGACUGACGGAAGAAACCAUUGCCGUCGCUCAUCGAAUCGGGAUGCCUUUCAUUAAAACCAAUCCCUCAACUCCCGUGACUUGCCAUCUUUUCGAAUCGCUCGGCUUCGAAACGAUUAGCGAGAUGAAGUUGGUCGAUUUCCUACUGGAUAACAAGCCAGCCUUCAGUCACGCCCAACCGGACGACAUCACUCGACUGUGCGUCAAGCAAAUGCGAAAUUAACGAUUUCAGCGCCAAACUCAAAAGAGACUUGAAGAGCUUUUCGCAAUUUUAGUGCCAAAAUAUAAACGUUGCAUAAUUCUCCCACGCUGUACAAAAUGUUUUUCCAAUUACGACACGCAAGGUGUUGGGAGAGAGAAACGAAUAAACGAAAUUGGAAGAACAAAA
Messenger RNA from Daphnia pulicaria, 1090 nucleotides. RefSeq lists its product as uncharacterized. Lineage: Eukaryota; Metazoa; Arthropoda; Branchiopoda; Diplostraca; Daphniidae. The record is from RefSeq and is a predicted model, not a curated record. Gene Ontology annotation, molecular function: N-acetyltransferase activity. The transcript is spliced from 2 exons. The coding region runs from base 278 to 925 and encodes 215 amino acids.